Perkinsus marinus ATCC 50983 is the source of this 399-nucleotide messenger RNA. RefSeq lists its product as hypothetical. The transcript is spliced from 2 exons. The record is from RefSeq and is a predicted model, not a curated record. Lineage: Eukaryota; Perkinsozoa; Perkinsida; Perkinsidae. The annotation marks the transcript as partial.
GUGAGCACACCAGAGGAAUCGGCUAGGAAGAAGCAACUACAACUGUUCGCAUCGUUGAUAGUGAUAAGCGGCUUCCUAUGCUUCAUAUUAGAGAAGAACUGGUUUGUUGGAAUGUCGCCAGUGUUGAAGAUACCUCUAUACUCCAUCCUGGGUGUAUCGGUGUCCUUUGCGCUCACCUUUUCUGUGGUUGACAUGAUCAAUUACCUGUUGGGGUUCUUACAAGUGGUCGUGGCUCGGCCCUUGGUAGAGAGUACCAGCCAAGUCUACUUGGUAACGCUGUUGAGUAGCUGCUCAUGUAGUGGGAAAGUUCAACAGGUCCUAUUCGUAGCCCUGCUGAUGGGAGGCACAUUUGGCUUCAUAUUCGGGGUGAUGGAUGUGGAGGACGAAGUUCAGUAUCAG